AUGUUUGGUUUCGGCGGUAGUAGUAGCGGAUUUGGAAGUAAACCAGCCGGUUCGACUGGGUUUUCAUUUGGUCAGAAUAACAGUGCCAAUACUCAGCCUUCGGGUUCAGGAUUUGACUUUGGAGGCAGUCAGCCGAAUGCUGGUACAACGUCAACCGGAGGAUUUGGUGUGAAUCAAUCCACGAAUACCUUUGGAAAUAAUCAACAAAAUAGUACCGGAGGUGGCCUUUUCGGCACUAAGCCUACUCUUGGUGGCCUGGGGAGUUCAACUACUAGUGCUUCAGGAACUACAGCUACUGGGACAGGUUUAUUUGGCCAGCAAACUGCUCAACCUCAGCAGCCCACCACGGGAGGCGGGUUAUUUGGAAGCAAGCCAGCUGCUACAAAUGGAGGUCUUUUCGGCAACAGUGCACAAAACAGUAGUACGACAGGUGGUGGGUUAUUUGUUAAUAAGAUGGGAUCUACUGGCACACUGAUGGGUGGCAAUAACACGCAAAACACAUCUACCAUGAAUGGUAGUGGGCUCUUUGGCGCCAAGCCUCAAAACACUACAGCGGUCUCGGGAGGAUUAUUUGGUGCCAAACCACUGGGUUCAGCAGCUAAUGGUGGGCUAUUUGGAAAUAGCACCCAGAGUAACAAUACUCUUGCGGGAGGCGGACUUUUCGGCCAGUCCCAGCAGCCUCAAACAAAUACUACACCCGGACUUGGAAAUACCCUUUCUACGCAACCAUCAUUUGCUUGGUCUAAACCUUCAACACAACCUAACUUACAGCAACAGCAACAACAGCAACAACAGCAACAACAAUUUCAGGUACCGUUGCAACAAACGCAAGCAAUUGCUCAACAGCAGCAGCAGCUUUCCAAUUACCCUCAACAAAUCCAAGAACAGGUCCUGAAAUGUAAAGAAUCAUGGGAUCCAAACACUACGAAAACGAAAUUGAGAGCAUUUGUAUACAAUAAAGUGAAUGAAACUGAGGCUAUUUUAUACACCAAACCAGGACGAGUACUCCAAGACGAGUGGGACCAAGCGAUGGAAAAGAAACCUUCUGCUCAGACAAUUCCUAUUCAGAUAUAUGGGUUCGAAGGCUUGAACCAACGUAAUCAAGUACAAACUGAAAAUGUCGCACAAGCUAGGAUCAUUUUGAAUCAAAUUUUGGAGAAGUCUACGCAGUUACAACAAAAGCAUGAAUUGGAUACCGCAUCCAGAAUCCUGAAGGCGCAAUCACGAAAUGUAGAGAUUGAAAAAAGAAUCUUAAAAUUAGGUACGCAACUGGCAAUUCUAAAGAACAGAGGACUACCAUUAGGUAUUGCAGAGGAGAAGAUGUGGUCACAAUUCCAAACAUUACUACAACGGAGUGAAGAUCCUGCUGGUUUAGGUAAGACUAACGAACUUUGGGCAAGGCUUGCUAUUCUAAAAGAGCGUGCUAAAAACAUCUCUAGUCAAUUAGAUAGUAAAUUGAUGGUUUUCAAUGACGAUACUAAAAACCAAGACAGUAUGUCCCAAGGCACCUGUGAAGAAUCUAAUGAUCGUAUCAACAAGAUAGUGGAAAUUCUGACGAACCAACAACGCGGUAUAACGUACUUGAAUGAUGUUUUGGAGAAGGAUACUGCUCUGGUAAAAGAAUAUAAAAAUAAAACAUAA
This is a messenger RNA of Saccharomyces mikatae IFO 1815, 1641 nucleotides long. It is a transcript of the gene NUP57, whose product is annotated as FG-nucleoporin NUP57. Gene Ontology annotation, molecular function: structural constituent of nuclear pore. Bases 1 to 1641 code for a protein of 546 amino acids. Gene Ontology annotation, cellular component: nuclear pore; nuclear pore central transport channel. Gene Ontology annotation, biological process: nuclear pore organization; NLS-bearing protein import into nucleus; protein localization to nuclear inner membrane. NCBI's taxonomy places the organism in Eukaryota, Fungi, Ascomycota, Saccharomycetes, Saccharomycetales, Saccharomycetaceae. The transcript has a single exon. The record is from RefSeq and is a predicted model, not a curated record.